This is a messenger RNA of Cheilinus undulatus (humphead wrasse), 3718 nucleotides long. RefSeq lists its product as uncharacterized. Bases 304 to 2316 code for a protein of 670 amino acids. The transcript has 4 exons. NCBI's taxonomy places the organism in Eukaryota, Metazoa, Chordata, Actinopteri, Labriformes, Labridae. The record is from RefSeq and is a predicted model, not a curated record.
AUGGUUGAACACUUUGGCUGCCUCAGCUCCUCUCUUUGUCAAAGUGAAACAUUGAUCACACCUGAGGGCUUUAAAGAACUGAAAACAAACUUCUGCAGUUCAUGCAGAGCUGACUCUAUUUCAAAAGCUUUAAUUUGUUUAUCAGGAGCAACAGGUGUGUUGAAUAAAGAGAGCAUCUGCUUCAGAGAGAGAGAGAGCAGCUCCUCUGGCUCCAGACCUGACAGAGAGUCUGUGCAUGCACAGUCCAGCUCAGUCUGCUAACUGGGAGGUUUGUGAGGACAGACUGUGAGAGCAGCUGCUGUCAUGGCUCCUGAGUUCUUGAUUUUAAGAAUAUUGCUGGUUUUCUUAUUAAGGGAGUUGGACUACUCAUCAGCUUUUCCAAUAGGCAGAAGUUUGAUGCACCCUGAGCCAUGGCAGAAACGAGAAGUAUAUGGUUAUGGGAAUCGUCGCCCCCUGCAGUACAUCCGGUCUCUGAGGCAGGCUCACAGAAAACCCAGUUUCAGUGAUCAGGUUCCUAUCCAAAACUUGGAAAAACCCCAGGAAAAUUCUUUAAGGGCUCGUAGCUUUUCCCAGAUACAAAAUGAGCCAGAUCUGUGGACUGAAACCCAGAGCCUGCAUCUUCCAUGGACUGAGCAGACUACAGAAAGCACAGCAGAAAUAUCUGCACCACAGAGAACUCCAGUUUUUACACCCAGAAGCUUUCAAUUUAACUUAAGCAUCCCUUUUGCCAGCUUUCCAGAUGUACAUAAAGGAAAAACUUCAAAUCUUAUAGUCUCUGAUUUUAACAGUGAUGUGAAAGAUGGUACUGCUGAUUUUUUACAAUCACACAGGCCAACCAGUGUUCAAAUCUCUAGCAGUUUUAACAGCCCAGUUGCUUCAGACAGUGUUUCAGGGAAGGGUUCCUCGAAAGACCCAAAUGGAGGACAAAAUAUUCCUGAUGUUAUCAAGCCAACCUUUCAGUUGAGCUUGUCUGUUCCUAUUCCCCCUCCGACUCCAUCUCCAAAACCUUCUGCUGGCAAAGUUGACUAUCCUGAAAAUGUAAAAAUACCGGAGGCUAGCAGUUUUGUCCAGAGCACUUACAUGGAGCCGACAUAUCUAAAACCACAUUUAAACCAAGUUGAGCCUGAAUGGGUUCAUACACAAUACCAACCUGAUGAGCUUAUUCAUCCAGCUGUAACCCUACAAUAUCCUUCUGUGCAACCUGGCAAUGUCUUCCAUGGAUACUACAGCUCCCAAAACCCUACAAAUGCUGUCUUUGUGGACAGUCAGAAUAGUCAAACACCACAACUUGAUGCCACAAAUAGCCUUCUUUCUCCUCAGCAGUAUGAAAGUGCCCCAAGUGGACAUUACAGUGCCAGUCAGGUCAAACCCAGUGGCAGCAGUGAUGGCCAACUUCAAACCUGGCAGUAUGCUGGUACUCAACUUCCCCUCCCCUUCCCUUCUAAACAGCAUAACUAUGGGCAAUUUGGAGCAUCCUUUGGACAAAAUGUAGAAGCUGAGCCACAGCAGACUCCAGUGUUCCCUUCGUCUCCAACCAUUGUUCAAUCCAAUUCUGAAAUUCCACCAUCUGGUUAUUAUAGUGGAGAAACUGCUACUAGUUAUGUUUAUGGCCAAAACAAUAUGGUGCAAAUAGGACAAGCAUACCUCUCUUCACAGUACAGCAAAGAUCAGAGUGGACGUAUUGUGAUGCCUAACCAUCCCACUACUUCAGAUCCUACAUCAAAUUUCCAGCAUCAGCCAACCGAUUAUCAAACCCAAAUAGGAACCCUAAGUCAGCCUGUUAACCGAGAGCAACCAAAUGGAAAGCCCAAAUAUAUAAAACUCCUUAUUCAUGUGGAUGAUGAAACGGAUCAAGAUCGUGGACAGCACAACUCUUUUGCAGCUCCAGUAGUUAACCAAUAUUCUGGGUGGAUGACAGCAGAAUUACCCAACAGCAAUCCAUCAUCCAACAUGCAUUAUUACAGCCAAACCUCUGGCAUGGACCAUGGCAGAGGCCAAUAUACAUAUCAUCCUCAGCAACAGCUGGAAACUGGGCAAAUGCAGACCCCUGAACCUUUUUCUGGACAAGCUUACCAUGCUCAAAAUGUUGGGGCAAAUGCUGGCUCUGUGCAAACAAACAUCAACCAACAACAAUGGUCAGAAGCAACCCUCUACAACAUGCAAGAUACAGGAUAUGCCAGAAAUGGACACUCUUAUCAGUUGCAGCCAUCUGAAUCAAAAGUGGAGCGUAACUACCUUGUCUCUAGUGAUGGGAAACAGCAGAUGAGUUCAUAUGACUUCAGUCAUUAUACUUACCCUUCCACACCUCAAUACUGAGACAAGCCUUUGACUUCUUCUGUUGUUUGGCAAUCAUUUGACCCAAAUAAUAAUUAUCAGCAGUGAUAAAACAGAGGAAUUCCAUCUAGAUCAGUGCAAGGCAAAGAGCAUCAUCACCAAAACAAGCCUGGUUACCAAGACUGUGGGCUAAAAAAGAUUCAACUGAGGUCUGUGUGCACAGCAGACCAGCAAAAGGAACACAGUGUGUGCAGUCUGAACUGAAGCAGUCAAUUCAAGACUUUCCAUGAGUGCCCAAGCUCUGUCCUGUCUGCUUCUUUAAAUUGUGGCUGGAUGUUAAAGGAGUUUGAAUAAAUUGUUAAAUAUGCUGUAAAAUCAAAUCUUUGUAGGUCUGAAUGGUGUUUUGCUUAGUUAUAUAAACUUGGCAUAUGUAUAUCUCUAUCUUAAAAUUCAACAUAUAAGAGAAGUACAACUUGUAAACAGAGGUUUUUAUUUUCACUGUGAGGCUUAUGGUUUCCAUUUGUAGUAUAUACAUAGAUUUGCAUCAGCCAAUUAUGUACAGCAGUGCUUCCCAAAAUGUGGGUCGGUGCCCACUGUUGGGCCCUGGAUGUCCUUCAAGACACAGGCGACAGGCCAUUGAUAGAUAAAAACCAACCUAUCACACUUUAAAUUAUUAUUAAAUACUUGUUAAAAGAUAAUUUUUUAUAAAAAAAAAGAUCCAGAACUAAAAAUCUCAUCCAAAGGAUUUAAUUUACCUUUUGUCACAGAAUCAGUGUCACAUUUUACAUAGUAUUUGAUUAACUAGUGACUCUCCAUUUAAUUAUUCUUUAAGUCCACUCACUUCCUGAUUUUAAGAAUGCAUUACAGCUUUUGGGGACAUAUUUCUCAAAUAGUGCAGGGUUGCAAAGUACUAAAGAGAAGACUAUUAAAGGAAAUGAAGGUGACUUUCCACAUACCUCAUCAAAAAUAUAAAAACAGUGUUUGCUUGUUAAUUGUACUUUGCAUCUGCAGAUGCUUUUUUCAUAAAUCUGUUAAAGGCACUAAUAAAUUAUUAUAAUUAAAUGUAGUUUUUAGCAGUGAAAAGGGAUGUUUGAAGUUAUUUCAGUUGGCACGAGUUAACUGAAAUAACUGAGUUUUAUGUUAUGGAUGUAUAAGGGUUUGGUGGGCCCCAGAGAAUUUUCACGUACUUUGGCAAGGUGCUCUGCCCAAACAAUGCCAGCCCUGCCCCUUUCUGGGAGAAAACGUUCUUUGAAAAUGAACAUCAGUCAGUGGUAAAGAUUGGGUUAUUAGGGAUUUCAUAGGUUAAAUAUGAAAACUGUACUGCUAAAUGGUUAUUGAGAGCCAAAACCAAAUGGCCAGUAAGAAAAACUUACAUCAGACAUUUAUGAAAAAUAUUUGCAUUGUAACAACAUGAAAUAAAAAAAAUGAUAGCUGUACAUGAGGG